CGUUUAGAGUAUUUGUCUAGUAAAGCUGAAAAUAUGUAUGAGUGAUGAUCGCGAUCAAUAACAUUGAUAUAAAUGUUGCAACAAUAACAUUAUUAUACAUACAUCAACUGGCUGGUUUAAUAAAAGGUUCAUCGUUUGAAACUUCACAGUUUACUGUUCUUGUAAUUUUUAGCUAUACUUAAUAAAGUCUAAAAAUCUUUUUUUUUUUUAAGUUACAAUAGAUUAACUUGGUUUGAUUAAAUAGCACUCACUUAAGCAAGCACUCACUUAAGUUAUUAGUUUGCUAAAGUUUUUAGAAGAAUAUAAAGAACUUAACAAAAUAAUGUUCGGCAUGCAAUCGUUUAGAAAAAUUUCAAAUAAAGAGAUAACUUACAUCACGUCUGAAGCUUGUAUGAAUAUUUUUGACAGAUGUGAAGAAAAUGUUGAUACAUCUAACGAUACAAAAGAUUUAUCACUAACUGACACAUUUGAUUGUUUAAUAGCAAAAAUGACCAGCCUUCAAUCUGAACUAAAUGAUAUGGUAUUGAACGAAGCAUCACUUAUCAGCAAGAGUAACAAUUCAGAUGCAAUAAAAUGCAAAUUUGAUUACAACUGUUACAAAGCAAAAUUAAGAACUCAGGACGAAUCAAAUUUUUUAUUUCAUUUGAGAAAUGAUUCGUUUGAAAAAAUGAAAUAUAACAAUAAGAAAAAAAAUUCGAAUUUUACAUUUAACCGUGGAAGCCUAAGUGAAGGAGAUUUGACAUCAUAUGAACUUUACAAUUACGACGUUUAUGGAGAAAAUGACAACGUUCUUGUUGAAAGCGAUGAAAAAAGUAUUGAAAUGACGUUAGAUUUAGCAAGAUCAAAUGUGUUUUCAAAGCAAGAAUUCAUUUGCAAAAGUUUUAGCGUUGAUAUUUUUAAUGAAGAUGAAGGUUAUGUAUCAAACAGUAGACGCAAUGGAAUUGAUUUUGAACUUACCAGCGACGAAGAUGCACCUCAUUUUAUGGACUUGAUUCAGUUCACUAAGCAGUACAAAAAGAAACCAUUGGCCAAGCACAUCGCAAAGUCAGUCAAAACUUUCAUGGCUAAAGAUAAAACAAACUCUGGAAGAACUCAACUUUCAAAAGAUUUCAUAAGUCCCAUGUCUUUAAACGAUCAUAAAAAUGCAAAGUUUUUCCAAAAAAGAAUUUUUAUUAAAGGUAAAGGUUCUACUGAACACUCUGACGACUCCACAGAAUACUUUAAGGACUCUGCUGAAUACUUCACUGUUAGUCACAAACAUAAAAACAGACGGUUGAGUAUUACUUUAGUAAAAGAUACCGUAAAAAAAAUAUCAGGAAUAAAAGAAGUUUAUUUAGAUGAAGACGGAAGCGUUGUAAAAAAAAUAGAGAUAAAGAAACUACCCGGACAAUCAUUAGGCUUUUAUAUUCGAUCUGGAAACGGAAUUGACAGGAUUCACGAAGGGAUUUUUGUCUCUCGGGUUACUCUGGGAAGUUUUGCUGAUGUCAACAACUUAUUUUAUGCCGGGGAUGAAAUUUUAAGUGUAAACCAGCGUAAAACCGACAAUCUUUCAUUGGAAGAAGUUAUUGCCAUUAUGCAAGAGUCGAACGAUUUGAACAUAGAAACUAAAUCAGCAAUGGAUUUUUCUACGUAUUUAAAGCCAAGUUUUAAAACAGACAUGGAAGAAACUUCAUUAAAUUUUCAUUCCACGCUACAUGAAGCGCAUUUAAACAGUGGUUUGUUACAUACUUUUGAAAAGCAAUUUGGUAAAAACAAGACGGAAACGAUUAGAAAUGGUGAUAUUUUACGUCAUAAAAGUUUUAAAUCGCCCUUCAAUAACAUUUUAGAAUCUAAAAAGUUUUUAAAAUCGAAACAAAAUAAUGCCGUUUUGGUGAAACCGGUGGAAACAAGUGGUUUUAAGAGAGCAACAGAUAUUGAUUGUUCAGACUCGCUAGAUUUAAACCAAGAUUUUUGCAUUUAUGAGAGCGAAAAGGUUAAUAAUUACGAAAGCAACAAAAUCAAUGUAGAAAAAAAAACCUUUUCUGGAAGUCUCUAUGUUACUAUGCACGAAAUAUCUGGUUGCCGAAAACAUGGUUGUUUUGUAUGCUCUAUUGAAAUAAAUGGUGAAGCUAAAGCAAACGUAUCAGGUAAAAAAAUGCAAGAACAUUUAAAAAUGGAUGAUUCAUUUGAAAUUGAAGUUAACGAUGCAUAUUUAUUAGAAUUAAAAAUAUUCUUUAACAAAAAAGAAAAGCCGAGCGAUAUCGCUAGAAUAUACUUAGGAAAACCGUUAGCAUUCGAAAACCAAGCCCAUAUAAUUCUAAAAACAGCUAAGUAUGGGAUAAAAAUUAAAUUGUCUCUUAAAAUCAUUGGAAUUCACAGCUUUUUAAAGCGCGCACCAUCUAACUCUAAAAAAGGUGUAUUUGGUUUUAAUAUUGAGCAAACUUUAAUUGAUGAUGCCAAUACUAUUCCGCUUAUUGUUAGAAAGUGUGUCCACGAGAUCGAACUGAACGGCAUUUCUCAAGAAGGCAUAUACCGCAUAUGUGGAAACGCAAAAAAGAAAAAGCUACUACGUUCUAAAUUCGAUGAAAAAAACUUUAAAAAUGAAAAUACUGAUGAGUUUGACUGUCACGUAUUUUCUGGAGUUUUGAAAGACUACUUGAGAGAGUUACCCCAGCCAUUAAUUCCACGAAAACUUUUUUUGGAGUUAUACGCGCACUCUCUUCUUGACGAUAAAAAAAGUUGUAACGAUGUAGUUCUUUUAAACGCAAUGAAAAAAGUACAUUAUUCUAAUAGGGCAACAUUAAUUUACUUAAUGGAGCAUUUGCUGAAAGUUGCUUCUAAAAAAGAAGAAAACAAAAUGGAUUUUAAAAACUUAGCUGUAUGCUUCGGUCCCGUAAUGAUGUGCCCUCCAGCAUUAACAACUGGAAUGCUAGAUAUAAAAAAACAAGUUGACGCGUUAGAGUACCUUCUUAAAAUUUGGCCUAAUUCGUUAUCCAAAAACCAAGUUUAGUUGCUUUGUUUGCUUACUUUACUAUAUAUACUACU
Messenger RNA from Hydra vulgaris (swiftwater hydra), 3024 nucleotides. RefSeq lists its product as uncharacterized. NCBI's taxonomy places the organism in Eukaryota, Metazoa, Cnidaria, Hydrozoa, Anthoathecata, Hydridae. Gene Ontology annotation, molecular function: GTPase activator activity; protein binding. Gene Ontology annotation, biological process: regulation of Ras protein signal transduction; cell migration; signal transduction. The record is from RefSeq and is a predicted model, not a curated record. Gene Ontology annotation, cellular component: synaptic membrane.